AUGGCAAACACAUCAACACUGACUGAAUUUAUCCUAGUAGGGAUUCCUUUUUUCUAUGAUCUGCACAGGAUUUUCUUUUUCAUAGGUUUAUUCAUGUACAUCAUAGCCAUCCUGGGGAAUGGAUUUAUCCUUGUCAUCGUGGCUAUUGAGCCAAGACUUCGGACUCCCAUGUACUUCUUCCUGAGCAACUUGGCUUUUUUGGAGAUCUGCUACACCACAACCAUAGUACCUAAGCUGCUAGAAACACUGCUAGAAACACAGACGACCAUUUGUUUCUAUUGCUGCAUGGCCCAGAACUUCUUUUACUUCACAUUUGGAAGUACAGAGCUUUUAAUCCUGACAGUGAUGUCCUUUGACCGGUAUCUGGCCAUAUGCAAACCACUCCAGUACCCAAUGAUUAUGACCAAGAAUGUUUGCAUUCAGUUGUCCUUGGCUGCUUGGUACUCAUCAUUCAUACUCUUUUUUCCCCAAUGUCUCCUUGUAUGGAGGAUGUCUUUCUGUGCUUCCAAUGUUAUCGAUCAUUUCUUGUGUGACGCUGCUCCCCUGUUCAGCAUUUCAUGUGCUGAUACCUUCCUCAAUGAGAUUAUGGGACUGCUCAGUGCCAUUCUACUGAGCAUUUUGACCUUGAUCUUCACCUUAGUGUCAUACGUCUAUAUUAUCUCCACCAUAGUGCGUGUUCCUUCAGCCAAGGGACGCAAGAAGGCUUUCUCCACCUGUUCAUCUCACCUGAUUGUGGUGUCUAUAUUGUAUGGGGCACUGAUAGUCAUGUAUGUGAGGCCCAACCUGCAUUCCUCAUCUCCCCUAACCAGGGUACUGGCGGUGCUGAACACGGCCGUGACACCAGUGCUGAACCCUUUCAUUUACACAAUAAGGAAUGUAGAAGUGAGGGGCACUGUCAAAAAUGCAAUCUAUAAGAAGAGAGAGUUGCCAAAUGAAGAGUUUUUAAACAUGUCCCAAAAAGUUGGUAAAUAUGAAUGA
This is a messenger RNA of Gekko japonicus, 978 nucleotides long. Its product is annotated as olfactory receptor 6X1-like. NCBI's taxonomy places the organism in Eukaryota, Metazoa, Chordata, Lepidosauria, Squamata, Gekkonidae. Gene Ontology annotation, biological process: G protein-coupled receptor signaling pathway. The record is from RefSeq and is a predicted model, not a curated record. Gene Ontology annotation, molecular function: olfactory receptor activity; G protein-coupled receptor activity. Bases 1 to 978 code for a protein of 325 amino acids. Gene Ontology annotation, cellular component: membrane. The transcript has a single exon.